GUGAGAGGUAGGGAGUGUGUGUCGCUCACUCACUCCGGCUGGUUGGCUGAGGAGACCCGGCGGGCGCUGCCUUGGGGGCGGGAACCCAGCGGAGCCGCCCGGAGAAGGAGGAGGAGGAGGAGGAAGAAGCGGCAGCAGCAGCAGCAGCAGCAGCGCGCAGCGGCUGAAGAACAGAGGGCGCAAGGCGGGAGAAGGGCCGGUCUGGGACAGGCACCCAUGAGCCUCCUCCGAGGCCGGAGCGGGCGGUGAGGAGAGGAGCUCCGGCGGGCAGGCAGGGACAGAGCCAGAGCCGCCUGCUCGUUCGCUUGGCCCAGCGCCGCGGCGGCGCCUAGCAGCGGGCGGCGUCAUGGACUGGCUUAUGGGCGGCGAAAGACCUGUACUUUCUCAAACUUCCAAAACUGGAUUAAGCUGCAAAAUGGUUCUACAGGCAGUUGGCAAAGUAUUAAGGAAAUCCAAGGGAAAACCAAACGGUAAAAAGCCUGUACCUGAAGAAAAGAAACUCUAUCUAGAGCCGGAAUAUACAAAGUCCAGGAUUACUGACUUUGAAUUCAAAGAGUUAGUCAUGUUGCCACGUGAAAUAGACCUUAAUGAGUGGCUAGCUAGCAAUACAACAACUUUUUUCCACCAUAUCAAUUUACAGUAUAGUACAAUCUCUGAAUUUUGUACAGGAGAGUCAUGUCAGACCAUGGCAGUGUGCAAUACACAAUACUACUGGUAUGAUGAGCGGGGAAAGAAGAUCAAGUGUACCGCCCCUCAAUAUGUUGACUUCGUCAUGAGUUCCGUGCAGAAGCUAGUGACAGAUGAGGAUGUCUUUCCCACAAAAUACGGCAAGGAAUUCCCCAACUCCUUUGAGUCUCUAGUGAAGAAGAUUUGCAAGUACUUGUUCCAUGUGCUGGCCCACAUCUAUUCUUCACACUUCAAGGAAACGUUGGCACUGGAGCUGCAUGGACAUUUGAACACACUCUACAUACACUUCAUCCUAUUCAUCAGGGAGUUCAACUUGGUGGACCCUAAAGAAACCACCAUCAUGGACGACCUCACAGAGGUCCUCUGUAGCAGCAGCGGGAGCAGCAGCAGCAGUAAUGGCAGUGGCAAUGGCAGCGGUGGCAGUGGCAGCGGCAGCAGUGGCAGCAGCGCAGGAGCACAGAACCAUGUGAAGGAGAGAUGAGUCCUCCCGACAGGAGCAAAACUAAUGCUAACACUUUUUUUAAAAAAAGAAAUACUCUAUAUUCUCUGUGUGUAUGUGUAUGUAUAUGUGCAUAUGUAUAUAUAUACAGACAUACACAGCCAUGACAGUUUAAGCAAUUAUGCUGCCACCACAGGACUUGUAGACGUAUGGGACUGUAUGGAGCUUUUGUUAAAUGCAUCAUCCUUGGCGAGAAGUUGCACCAGUUCUAUUUUAUUUUUCCUCCUCCCCUCUUUCUUUUUCUCCCCUGUCAGAUGGAUGAUGAGUGCUGUUUUUAGAGAAGAACCACAUUUUUUGAGUUGGGCUAUUGCUUUUGAGUUUGUUUUUCCAUUGCCCACUUCUCUCCCCCUUGUGGGGAGUCCUUGAAUGAAAGCCCCUUUCUCUCUGUCUCCCUCUAGGAUGCUGGCACGGCCAUUUUAAAAAUGUUAUAAGAAGUGACUUUAACUUGUGAAGAGGCUUAAGAUGCAGAUGUUUUGUUUUGAGGGGGGCAUUAAGAUUUGUCUUUGUUUUUACUUAAAUUGGCCCUUUUCCUUCCCCUCCUAUCCAGACUUUUUGCAUCUAGCCCUUUGCUGACUUGUAAUGCGAAGAAGAGUUUUGGCUCAACUAGUGUAGCAAUAAGGCUUCCAGCGCACUUAAUGGAUGUGGCUCUCCAGUCUACCUGGUCUCAGCGUGUGAAUCUUGAAAGAGCACCCACAAACAUGUUUUGCUUAUUGCUCCUAGUUUCUCUGCCCAACCUUUAUCUCCUCUUUUCCCAAACACAAAUACCAGAAUUAAAAUAGUGAAGGGAUUCGAAUCCAAACCCAGUGAUAAAAGCCAUGACCGUUUAUUUGGCAUUGAACCGGGCAGAUGGAAAGGGGCACAGAACACAGUCUGUCAUCACCUGUGCUAGAGAGAUGGCUGUUGGCAUAUAAUUAUAUUGUUGGCUUAUUUUAGUUCAUCUGUCCAAUAAUAAUAAUAAAAAAAUCUAUCAGGCAUAA
Elgaria multicarinata webbii is the source of this 2163-nucleotide messenger RNA. RefSeq names its product MOB kinase activator 2 (gene MOB2). Gene Ontology annotation, molecular function: protein kinase activator activity. The coding region runs from base 347 to 1168 and encodes 273 amino acids. The transcript has 6 exons. NCBI's taxonomy places the organism in Eukaryota, Metazoa, Chordata, Lepidosauria, Squamata, Anguidae. The record is from RefSeq and is a predicted model, not a curated record. Gene Ontology annotation, cellular component: nucleus; cytoplasm. Gene Ontology annotation, biological process: signal transduction; positive regulation of protein phosphorylation.